This is a messenger RNA of Cyprinus carpio (common carp), 1463 nucleotides long. It is a transcript of the gene isy1, whose product is annotated as ISY1 spliceosome associated protein. Gene Ontology annotation, biological process: mRNA 3'-splice site recognition; generation of catalytic spliceosome for second transesterification step. Gene Ontology annotation, cellular component: catalytic step 2 spliceosome; post-spliceosomal complex; Prp19 complex. NCBI's taxonomy places the organism in Eukaryota, Metazoa, Chordata, Actinopteri, Cypriniformes, Cyprinidae. The record is from RefSeq and is a predicted model, not a curated record.
CGUUUAUCAAGCGAUUGUGUGAUUUGUCAUCGCUUGGCGCGCCGGAAGUUGUCCGCACGUCAUAUUCAUGCGUCGUGCGCGCCCACCGUUGAUCGCACGCAGGAUUGAACGUCUACAGCUACAAACAUGGCUCGAAACGCAGAGAAGGCCAUGACGGCCCUGGCCAGGUUUCGUCAAGCCCAGCUGGAGGAGGGCAAGGUCAAAGAGAGAAGACCGUUUCUAGCGUCGGAGUGUAAUGAGCUCCCUAAAGCGGAGAAGUGGAGGAGACAGAUCAUCAGCGAGAUUUCAAAGAAAGUCGCUCAGAUUCAAAACGCUGGUUUGGGUGAGUUUAAGAUUCGCGAUCUGAAUGAUGAAAUCAACAAACUGCUCCGAGAGAAAGGGCACUGGGAGCACCGAAUCAAGGAACUGGGAGGCCCUGACUAUAGGAGAGUGGGGCCGAAGAUGUUGGACCAUGAGGGUAAAGAGGUGCCGGGAAACAGAGGAUACAAGUAUUUCGGUGCGGCCAAAGACUUACCAGGAGUCAGAGAGUUGUUCGAAAAAGAGCCUGUGCCAGCGCCCAGAAAAACACGAGCUGAGAUGAUGAAGGAGAUAGAUGCGGACUAUUAUGGCUAUAGAGAUGAGGACGAUGGUGUUUUAGUACCGUUGGAACAGGAAUAUGAGAAACAAGUCAUAGCAGAGGCUGUGGAGAAAUGGAAAGCAGACAAAGAGGCUCGAUUAGCUGUUGGUGGAGGUGUGAAAGACACGGAAGAGGAGGAGGAAUAUAUUUACGCUGUCAGGGAUGAAGAGUCUGAUGAUGAAAUGGGAGAACAGAUGGAGGGAGAAGAUGGUUCACAGGCGUUCAUCGCUCAUGUUCCUGUUCCCACGCAGAAGGAGAUUGAGGAAGCCCUGGUGAGACGGAAGAAAAUGGAGCUGCUGCAGAAAUACGCCAGCGAGAGUCUGAUGGCACAGAGUGAAGAGGCCAAAGCAUUGCUGGGUUUAUAGAGGCAUCGGUGUGUUGGGCUGGAAUGGGGUCAUAGGUCUUACACAGCCAUGAUUGUUAAUGUGAACGAACGCUGAUGCCAGAGCUGGCAUUAUUUGAUGACAUGUGCUGUAUAAGAAACAGAAUCGAUGUGGUUGAAGAUGCUUCUGAACAUCAAAGUGCAAGCUGAAAAUAUUCAUCUAGAUUAACUUGACAUGAUCAGUGUGAUGCAGAUCAACAUGUAGUGGUUUAGCUGCUAUUUGGACUAUACUUUUGUCAGUGUUGUUAUGCUGAUCAUGUCAAAUUGUGUCUUACAUUUAAGUACGAACCGUUUUUUUGUUUUUGUUUCGUUUUGCAAAUUGGUUCUUUAAAAUGGAAAAACAACUUAAAUUGUUCAUCCUUCAUUUGUUCAAACUGUGGAAGGACAAGAAAUCUCUGUAAAUAUUUUGUAUGCCAUGUUCACUUACCCUUCUUGGACAAGUAAACUGCUUUUUUUACAACACUG